This is a messenger RNA of Monopterus albus (swamp eel), 3150 nucleotides long. It is a transcript of the gene kcng3, whose product is annotated as potassium voltage-gated channel, subfamily G, member 3. The transcript is spliced from 2 exons. NCBI's taxonomy places the organism in Eukaryota, Metazoa, Chordata, Actinopteri, Synbranchiformes, Synbranchidae. Gene Ontology annotation, molecular function: protein binding; delayed rectifier potassium channel activity. The record is from RefSeq and is a predicted model, not a curated record. Bases 406 to 1677 code for a protein of 423 amino acids. Gene Ontology annotation, cellular component: voltage-gated potassium channel complex; membrane. Gene Ontology annotation, biological process: protein homooligomerization; action potential; potassium ion transmembrane transport.
GACAAUACACUGUUUAAAGAAACAUCAAAUUAAUUAAUAUUUGUACCAUUUCAUGUUUCUGUAAACAGCAUCCACUGAGUGCGUAAAGACUCUAGAUUCCCUGUAUGAGUUUUUUUCUGCCGUGUGUGUGUGCGCGCGCGUGUUGACAUCACAGAUGGGAUUGGCUCGCCCUGGCUAGGGUGGAGAGUUUCUUCUACAGGCUACAGAGGGAGAAGAGAAGAGUGAGGGACCGAAGGAAUAGUUCCAAACAGUCACGGAGCCCUGCACAGGGCCACCUCCGCUUAGAGUGAGCCACGCCCCGGGUGACAGGAUAGACUAUGGAGCCCUCAAGUGCCUAAAGUCCUGUUAUGGAAUAGACUGGAUGGACUGUGAAGAGGAGUUUUAGAGAGGUAACAGUUUAACAAGAUGAAAUUUGGGAAAAGCAUCUGCGUGCUCAACGUAGGGGGGACCCGGUACGCCUUCAGUCGUGAGGUGAUCAGGGAUUUCCCUCUCCGGCGCGUCAGCCGCCUGCAUGCCUGCGCAACUGAGAAAGAGGUCCUGGAACUGUGCGAUGACUACGACAGGGACCGUAAUGAGUUUUUCUUCGACCGACACGCACAGGCUUUUGUGUUCAUCAUGUUGUACGUGCGCUCAGGUAAACUCCGCUUUGUCCCCGGAGUGUGUGAGCUGUCCUUCUACACAGAGAUGCUCUACUGGGGGUUGGAGAGCGCGCACUUGGACUCUUGUUGCCAGAAACGCCUUGAUGACAGGAUGUCCGAGAUCGGACUAGACAGUCUGUCCGAGGGGAAUAUCAGAUUAUCGGACGAUGAAUCUCAGAGCCCGGCCGAUUCGGUGCAACGGACUGCGCUCAGUGGUCGCGCUAGAUGGCUUGAGAAGAUGCGCAAAGCAUUUGAGGAGCCCAACUCCUCACUUGCGGCACAGCUUUUGGCUUCAGUGUCUGUGAUCUUUGUGAUCGUUUCUAUGAUAAUGCUGUGUGCUAGCACUUUGCCUGACUGGGAUACAGCCAAGAGAAAUACUGUGGAGGAGCACAGGAUAGUGGAGGCAGUGUGUAUUGGUUGGUUCACAGCAGAGUGCAUAGUCCGCUUUCUGGUGGCCAGAGACAAGUGGGACUUCCUCCGCCGGCCGCUGAACAUCAUUGAUGUGAUUGCCAUCACCCCCUACUAUGUCACCAUGGCGAUGGCCCGUGCAGGGAUCCCAGGUGCCGGGCUUGGGGUGGCUGGGGUGAUACUGCGGGUGCUGAGGAUGAUGCGAGUGUUAUGGCUCAUGAAGCUGGCCAGACACUUCCUGGGCCUGCAGACACUGGGGCUGACACUCCGGCGCUGCUACCGGGAGAUGAUCAUGCUGAUGGUUUUUGUCUGUGUCGCCAUGGCAAUAUACAGCGCUCUGGCCCAACUGCUGGAGCAUGGCUUGGACUUGGGCAUACAGAACCAAGAUUAUGCCAGCAUCCCAGCAGCCGCCUGGUGGGUCAUUAUCUCCAUGACAACAGUGGGGUACGGGGAUGUGUACCCUGUGACAAUUGGAGGACGGGUGCUCGGGGGAAUGUGUGUAGUGAGUGGCAUUGUUCUCCUGGCACUACCUAUUACAUUCAUCUACCACAGUUUUGUACAGUGCUACCAUGAACUCAAACUCCGCUCUGCCAGGUACGCACGCAGCCUGUCAGCAGAGAUACUGCAGUGAACAUGCAUUUAUAUCAAAACACCUAUAGCCUACAUCAGAAAGAAACUCAAGAAACUGGUGAACCUGCUGAUCCCACUGUGAAAUAAUGAUCAGCUGUGUGCCCUGCCCUUCUUUCUGCGUGAGCCACACCUGAUUUUAUUUCGCCUGUCUAAUUCCUGGCUUACUGAUGAUCUCCAGUCAUCAUGCUCAACCAGCUUGCUCUGCGCCUGUCUCCUUAACAACACCAUUUGAACAGAAGAAUAAGACUGCACACAAUUUAUUAUUUAUUAAAAACACCCAGGAGCAGUCAGUCCAGUUUUGACAGUGGCUGCUGUUUACACUGUAUUCCCAUGGUUACAACUUUGGCAGAGAUGGCUGCUUUUUUCUAUGCUGCAGCAAGUGCUGUGUGUGUCUGUUUGUCUGGCUAUCAGCCUUUCACUUUGUCGAAGCUUUGCACCCAGAUGGUACAAGUUACACAAGAUUGAUGUGUGACCUAGAUGCAUUCUGUUAAACCUGUGAAAUAUAGAGAAGUGAGCAAGUGAGUCCAAAGUGGGGACAAUGAAGUGGUACUGUACACAGAGAGCUUUAGUGUGUAUGAGUGGCAUAAGCCAGAGAUAAUGAAAUAUGGAGACAGGUCAGCAAGGACCACAAUGUGGCAGACAAAUAAAGGUGCAGCAAGAGUGUGAAAUGCAGGCUAAAAGAUAAUGACAAAAUGACAGACUCUGGAGCAAGCCUGAGCACAAAGACUGAAUAGACUGAGUGUGUAACGCUUCUUCUUUGGUGAGUGAUUGUAAGGCAUUUUGUAUUUCUGUGUCUCCAAGGCAACCUCAUCCUCCAACAUGCCAAUCAUAAUAGUGGUUGAUUUGUGUGCACACAAAUAGGCCACAUCCACACACACGUUGUAGUUGGCAUGCAGCAUUUUGUCCUGCGAUUAUUUGGAUUACCAUAUCACAAUAUGACAAAAAAAAAAAAAAAAUAGCAAGAGUGUGGAAAAAAAUAAAGGCUAUGACAGAUGAUGGUUCUGAUUCAUGAUUCAAACAUGUUUGCACUGUCCGUAGUUUCUCAAGAUGACAUGAUUUCUUGAAGAGACACAUGAUCCAAACAAACAAGUCAACACCUCUCCCACACAACAGUCUUUCUCUGCAUCUCUUCUCCCUUUCCUCUGUUGCCAUCAACCGGCCUCCUUUUACACACACAUGCAUGCACAUAUCUAGAUUCUGCUCUUUUCUUUCAAAUGCAAUUAACCAAUUAAUGAGUCUGUUCAUUAAAAUGUUCUUAAAAUUAAAGUCUACGCUUGUUAUUUCCUCAUUAACCUUGCAGCUUUGUGUGAGUUUAGCAGACAGUACAUAGCUCAGUAUCCUUGUUGUUGUGUUAUUAAUGUGCAUUUUAAAGUAGUAUUACAGUCACAAAAAGAAAGGUAAUAUUUUAUUACCUAGCUUACAAGACAUAUUACUAAAUUAAUGUAGCACAGUUUAUAGCCCAGCGAGCUCUGGC